AUGGGCAACAUCGAAACCAGCCAGAUCUUCAACUGCGUCUCGGCCUUCCCCUCGUCCGGCACCUUCACCGUCUCGAGCUACUGGUUCGUCAGCCCCUUCGACUCGGGCACCACCACCAUCUCCGUCUCCGCCGGCGAGACCGUCCGCGCCUACGGCCCCAUCGUCCGCCGCGCCUCCGACGACCCCUCCUGGACUAACGUCCUCCCCACCUCCACCACCACCGUCUCGCCCGGCAGCAGCGCGAACGCCGGAACGGCGGCGGCGACGGCUGGGAGCUCGAAUAGCGGUGGUGGCUCUUCUUCUGACAGCGGGUUGAGCACGGGUGCGAAGGCGGGGAUUGGUGUAGGCGUGGGUGUGGGUGUUUUGUUGAUCGUGGCGGCGUGCGUUGGUGGGUUUAUGAUUGGGAAGAGGGCGAGUCGGAAAGGUGCGGAGGCGGAGGCGGAGAAGAGGAGGCUGGGUGGAGAGUUGGCUAGCGCGCCGGUGCAGGAAUUGUCGGCGGCGCAGACGAGGCAUGAGUUGCAGCCGGCGUAUAUCUCGGAAUUGGAGGGGACGCAGAGAAAGUGA
Molecule: messenger RNA, 564 nt
Organism: Lasiodiplodia theobromae
Lineage: Eukaryota; Fungi; Ascomycota; Dothideomycetes; Botryosphaeriales; Botryosphaeriaceae
Product: Transmembrane alpha-helix domain-containing protein
Exons: 1
Coding region: 1-564 (187 amino acids)
Source: RefSeq, a predicted model, not a curated record